AUGGGGUGUUUAUUACUAUACUCUUCAUAUAUUCCAACUCCUUCCCUUCCCCACUCAUAAUAUACGUGUUGCUCUUCUCCCUUAUUUCCACUCCUGCCACCUUUGUUUUCUUCUAUUUCCAUAACCAAAAAUUUCAAUUCAAAAUGUGUGGAAUACUUGCUGUUCUUGGUUGCUCCGAUGACACUCAGGCCAAACGGUUCCGUGUUCUUGAGCUUUCACGCAGAUUGAAGCACCGUGGUCCAGACUGGAGUGGUCUCUACCAGCACGGUGACUGUUACUUAGCUCAUCAAAGGCUAGCCAUCAUUGACCCUGCUUCUGGGGACCAACCCCUCUUCAAUGAAGACAAAUCUGUUGUUGUUACAGUGAAUGGAGAGAUCUAUAACCAUGAGGAACUCAGGAGCCGUCUCCCCAACCACAAGUUCAGAACCGGAAGUGAUUGUGAUGUUAUUGCUCAUUUGUAUGAGGAGUUUGGGGAAGAUUUCGUUGACAUGCUUGAUGGGAUUUUCGCUUUCGUGUUGCUGGACACCCGAGACAACAGCUUCAUUGCUGCUCGUGAUGCUAUUGGAGUUACUCCUCUCUAUAUUGGAUGGGGACUAGAUGGAUCCAUUUGGAUAUCAUCUGAGAUGAAGGGCUUAAAUGAUGACUGUGAACAUUUUGAGGUCUUUCCUCCGGGUCAUUUGUACUCAAGCAAACAAGGUGGAUUCAGGCGUUGGUACAACCCACCAUGGUUCUCUGAGGCUGUUCCAUCAACCCCAUAUGAUCCACUUGUUCUUAGAAAGGCUUUUGAGGAUGCUGUUAUCAAAAGGUUGAUGACAGAUGUGCCUUUUGGUGUUCUACUCUCUGGUGGCUUGGAUUCAUCGCUAGUCGCCUCCAUCACUGCUAGACACUUAGCAGGCACCAAAGCUGCCAAGCAAUGGGGAACACAGCUCCAUUCUUUCUGUGUUGGUUUAGAGGGUUCCCCUGAUUUAAAGGCUGGAAGAGAAGUUGCAGACUAUUUGGGGACAGUUCACCAUGAGUUCCACUUUACCGUUCAGGAUGGAAUAGAUGCAAUUGAGGAUGUGAUUUUUCACAUUGAAACUUAUGAUGUUACCACAAUUCGUGCUGCUACACCGAUGUUUCUUAUGUCCAGGAAGAUCAAAUCUUUAGGUGUUAAAAUGGUGAUAUCUGGGGAAGGCUCUGAUGAGAUCUUUGGUGGCUACUUGUACUUCCAUAAGGCACCAAACAAGGAAGAGUUUCACCAAGAGACCUGCAGAAAGAUUAAGGCACUGCAUCAGUAUGACUGCUUGAGGGCCAACAAAGCAACAUCAGCCUGGGGUUUGGAAGCCAGAGUCCCAUUCCUAGACAAAGCAUUUAUCAACACUGCAAUGGCUAUUGAUCCUGAGGCUAAAAUGAUACACCCAGAAGAAGGAAGAAUUGAAAAGUGGGUGCUUAGAAGGGCCUUUGAUGAUGAGAAGCAACCCUAUCUGCCAAAGCAUAUCCUGUACAGGCAAAAAGAACAGUUUAGUGAUGGAGUUGGAUAUAGCUGGAUUGAUGGCCUUAAAGAUCAUGCUGCUAAACAUGUAACUGACAAGGUGAUGCAAAAUGCUGGAAAUAUCUUCCCACACAACACUCCCACCACAAAAGAAGCAUACUACUACCGAACCAUUUUCGAAAGGUUCUUCCCACAGAACUCAGCUCGGUUGACUGUGCCAGGGGGAGCAAGUGUUGCCUGCAGCACAGCGAAAGCCGUUGAGUGGGACGCUUCAUGGUCUAAAAAUCUCGAUCCAUCUGGCAGGGCCGCCCUUGGAGUCCAUGUUUCUGCUUAUGACAACUCUUCUGCUAAUAGUGGGGUGGUUCAACCUGUGAUCAUUAACGAUGUACCACAUAUUUCAGUGAGCACUCAUGGUGUUGAGAUCCUCAGCUAGUAAAAUCUUACACAUAAUGAUGCUAGAUGGAAUAAUACUACUACUAAUAAUAAUAAUGAUUUGUAAGUCUACUGAGGCUAGAAUUUAAGAUGAGUUCUUUCCUUCCUCUGCCUUGACUUGGCAUAUAUUAUCGUAUAGGCAGUAUGUAAAAAUUUGAGAGAGUAGUACUCUCUCUCUGCUAUGGUGACUUGAAAUAUAUAUGUUAUCCUUGUAUUGGUGUUCAUAAUAUAAGAAGUGACACUUUCUUUUGUUGUGGGUAU
Messenger RNA from Cannabis sativa, 2164 nucleotides. RefSeq names its product asparagine synthetase [glutamine-hydrolyzing] 1. Gene Ontology annotation, cellular component: cytosol. Gene Ontology annotation, molecular function: asparagine synthase (glutamine-hydrolyzing) activity. The record is from RefSeq and is a predicted model, not a curated record. NCBI's taxonomy places the organism in Eukaryota, Viridiplantae, Streptophyta, Magnoliopsida, Rosales, Cannabaceae. Bases 144 to 1904 code for a protein of 586 amino acids. The transcript has 13 exons.